Molecule: messenger RNA, 1815 nt
Organism: Leptopilina boulardi
Lineage: Eukaryota; Metazoa; Arthropoda; Insecta; Hymenoptera; Figitidae
Product: zinc finger CCCH-type with G patch domain-containing protein
Exons: 9
Coding region: 133-1692 (519 amino acids)
Biological process (GO): regulation of transcription by RNA polymerase II; negative regulation of DNA-templated transcription
Cellular component (GO): nucleus
Molecular function (GO): metal ion binding; RNA polymerase II cis-regulatory region sequence-specific DNA binding; DNA-binding transcription factor activity, RNA polymerase II-specific
Source: RefSeq, a predicted model, not a curated record
AUUUUGACUGUUUUGGUUUUGAUUUUGACAGUUCAUUUAUCGAAUUUUUUUUCUCUCUAUUUAUUUUCUGCAUAAAAUAUAUUUAUAAUAAAAGCAAUUUCUAUCUGCAAUAUUUAAGUAUUUUCUUAAAUCAUGACUGAUGUUAAUAGUUUGAAGGAGUCAAUUAAACAAUAUGAAACACAGUUAUCGCAAGUUGAAAUUGCACUUUCCACAACUCCAAAAGGUCCAGAUAAGGAUAAUUUAUUGAGUCUUCAAUCGGAUAUUCAAGAACUUAUUAAUUUAACAAAAGAAAAUUUGGAAAGUUUGGAAACAGUUGAAAAUAAAAAGGAUGAAAAUUCGACAAAUGAUCCCUUGGAUCGCGAGUAUGCCUUAUUUAAGGCAGAGUUGGAUGGUUUCUCGGACGAAUCUAAAAACAAUGAUGAAAAUGUGAAAACAGAAGGGGCAAAUGAUAUCGAAGAAGAGUUGGAGGCUCUUGAGGGAAUGAAAUGUCGUGCUCCUUAUGGAAGCAGUUGGGGUGGUAUUGGGUAUCAUAAUGCGAUGGUUUGGUCCGUUCAUAGAGAAGAAAAUGAAAGUAUUACCAGUUUAAACGAUAUUAAGGUGAGAGUUGUUUUCAUGAAUCCAACACACAAAGAAAUGCUUCCGUGUCCCUAUUUUCUUGAAGGCGAUUGUAAAUUCUCAGAGGAACAGUGUCAUUUUUCUCAUGGAGAAAUUGUACCAUUGUCUUCUUUACAAGAAUACAGAGAACCCGAUUUUUCAAAUAUUAAAAUGGGCAGUCGAGUUUUAGCGAAACAAAAAAAUCAAUUAUGGCACAGAUGUGUCGUACUUAAAGUUCCAAAUAAAUCGGAAGAUCCCUAUAGAGUAAAAUUCGAAGCAAGUGGAAAAAUUUUUGAAGUUUUAGUUCAAGAUUUACUUCCGCUUGAUGAUUCUGAUCUUCAAAUGUCAGAUACAUCAUCGAGUGAUGAUGAUAAUGAUACGCCAAAUGUAGAAUACGAUGAACAAGAAAUAAUUCAUUCAGCGCUUUUAAGUGUGGAUUCAAGUCAACCAUUGGGAAAUUGGGAGCAGCAUACAAGGGGCAUUGGAAGUCGAAUAAUGGCACAAAUGGGUUAUAUAAUUGGCACGGGUCUUGGAAAAAAAGCCGACGGAAGAGUUCAACCAGUCGAAGCAACAGUAUUACCUGCAGGAAAAUCUUUAGAUCACUGUAUGCAUCUUCGUGAAAUGGCGAAUGGGGAUAAAAAUCUUUUUUCCGCCGAGCGUAAAAUGCAAAAACAAAAAUUAAAAAUGGAACAACAACGACAGAGGCAGUACGAAAAGGAGCAAAAAAUCGAGAAGAGCGAUAUUUUUAAUUUUAUUAACGACACAUUGAGCUCGAAAGCCAAAAUGGAAAAUGGACCAAGUUGUUCAAAACAAAGUAUUAAGAUUCGCGAGGAUCUUUCAAAAAUAAAAAAUAUUUCCGAUAAAACAUUGAAUAUAACAAGUUUUCAAAUUAGUGAAAAUAUUGCCAAAUUGGAAAAAGAAGCAAAUAAAUUAAAAGAUUCUUUAACUAAACAUAAUAAAAAUAGUUCGGCUUAUAAUAAUAUUGUUCAACGAUUUAAUAGUAUGCAAAGUGAAAUUAAUCAUUUGCGAAAUUCAGAGAAAAAUGUUGCGUCCGAGCAAAGAAAUAGAAAAAAUCGUGAAAAAUUGACUAUAUUUUAAUGUAUAGUUUUUUAGAAUUUUUUUUUUUUGUAAGCAUUAUUUUUUUUCUUAUUAAUUAAUUGAGUAUUAACAUUUUUCUCAAAUGUAAAUAGUAAAUAAAAUAAUUUUAUGCAGAAGAUUAAA